This is a messenger RNA of Anopheles arabiensis, 7354 nucleotides long. Its product is annotated as terminal nucleotidyltransferase 5C. The transcript is spliced from 3 exons. The record is from RefSeq and is a predicted model, not a curated record. Gene Ontology annotation, biological process: mRNA stabilization. Lineage: Eukaryota; Metazoa; Arthropoda; Insecta; Diptera; Culicidae. Gene Ontology annotation, molecular function: poly(A) RNA polymerase activity; RNA binding. The coding region runs from base 1166 to 3082 and encodes 638 amino acids.
GAUUUAGUAUUUUUCGAAUCAGUCAGUAUUUAGUUGUUGUCGAGAGCGCAAUUGGUUGUGUGUAGAGGGUGCCCCGACAGUCGCGUUUUAUCGACAGAGAAGUGAAGAAAAGGUGCAGAGGAGUUAUCGUACGUACGAAAAAGGCAGCAUCAGUAUCAGCAACUUCAGCAGCAGCAACUGCAGCAGCAGUAGCAGCAGCAGCAGAGCACUAGCAAUCGCCCCAGCAUCAGCAAUCGAAGCAACAUUUCAGAUUCCAGUGUGGAUAAGCCGACCAGCGCAGGCAGACAGUGGUGUGACAGCCCCGUUUGCCCUCUGUGACGAUCGCCAGCUGCAAGGUGGAAUAGAUCCAACAAAUAAGUGUGCGUUAGUGCGUGUGAAGUGCGUUAGUGCCAGCGAGACAAGGACACGGUAUCCAGACACAAAGUGUGCCCCCGUUUCCCCCUACCCACCCCACCCCAGGACUCUCAACCGUACUGCUACGCGAGCUCCGAAACGACGAAUAUCGAUCGGACGAGUGCUGCUCAAUCGAUAGGCAAACUCGAGAUCGGUCCGCAGCAUCGCUCAGGUGUGGUGUGUGUGUGUGUGGUACAACUGUUAGCAGCGAACAGUGCGUGCGUGCGUGCGUGCUAAACGAUUCAAACAUCUCCAUCUCUCUCCCACUCCCAUCCGUCGCGUUGUGCACCAGUGCUCGUCGUCGCCUGAUCCCGCGGUUUUUGCUUCUUUUCGUUUUUCGUUCGUUCGUUCGCGUGCGGCCACCGCAUAUAUCCGCAAGUGCAAGUGCAACGAGGUGUACUCCACGUAGCAGUUGAGCAGGGAAGGAAGUCUCGGAGUAAAAUCGGAAGCAAAAGAAGCGAAGCAAUCGGCUUAGAAUUCGCGAGUGAAAACGCAGCGUUAAGAGAGUAAUACAAUCGGCACCGCUCUGCUGCUAUUUUGCGGAAGCUGCUCCUCCGGUGUGCGUGUGCGGCCUGUGCUUGUGUACCGAACCGUGUGUGUGCACGGUAGCAGUGCGGCAACAGCAGCAGUUGUAGUAGUAGUAUUAGCAGUAGUCGACGUGGUGCGUACGUGUGUGCCAUACGCGGUAGUAGACGGCUAACUGUGUGUCCAGCGCAGUCCGCCUUCCAUCCAUUCUUUUCCCGCGCGGUGUAUCAACGGAAAAUUGGUUUUCAUGAUAUCUGCUUGGAUAAAUCCCUAUAAUGAGAAGUGCGGAACUUUAAAAGUUCCCGACUCUUAUUCCCAACGGAUCAUGGACAGCUAUCAUGUACAGACGCAGCAGAACAGUUACGGCAACAGCUGCACGAAUGGCACCACCGGCCGCCACGGCGGUGCCGCCGGACCAACGACGACGAUCUACACCAAUGCACACGCCUACCCGGUGGCUUCGUUCAACUACGCCACGAUGAGCUACGCGCACUCGGAGGGUGGCUCCGUGUCGCCGCCACCGUCGCCCCGUUCGAACAGCUCCAUCUCGUCGGCCUACUCGUCCGCGUCGUCCACGGCCGCCUCCCUGUCGGCGGCCUCGUCCGGCUCGUCCUCGUCGUCCGCUUCGUCGUCCUCGUCCUGUAUCUCGUCGGCCGGUUCGGAGACGGGCGCCUCCUACGAGCAUCUAGACAUCACGGCCCAGCGGUUAGCGGUGCUGUCGUUCGAGCAGGUGAUGAAGCUGAACGACGUCAUGAACGAGCCGGUGUCGAUACACGGCCGCGGCAACUUCCCGACGCUCGAGGUGAAGCUGAAGGAUCUGGUCAACAUUGUGCGCGAGAAGCUCGAGGCGGACGUCGUCGCCGGCGGUGCCGGCAUGACGGUAAAGGACAUCCGUCUGAACGGUGGCGCAGCUAGUCAUGUGUUGGCGUCCGAGCCGCAGCCAUACAACGAUCUCGAUCUGAUUUUCGCCGUCGACUUCAGCACCAGCAGGAGCUACGAUCGCGUCAAGUCGGCCGUGCUGUCCUCGCUGCUCGACCUGAUGCCGGAGGGCGUCGUCAAGCGCAAGAUCACGCAGUGCUCGCUGAAGGAGGCGUACGUUGGCAAGAUGGUGAAGGUGAACAGUGACGGCGAUCGCUGGAGUCUCAUCUCGCUCGGCAACUCGCCCGGCCACAAGAAUGUGGAGCUGAAGUUUGUCGACACGAUGCGUCGGCAGUUCGAGUUCAGCGUCGACUCGUUCCAGAUCGUGCUCGACUCGCUGCUGCUGUUCUACGACUGUGCCGAGAUGCCGAUGAUCACGGAAAACUUCUACCCGACGGUGGUGGGCGAGUCGGUGUACGGCGACUUCCAGGAGGCGCUGUACCAUCUGCAGAAGAAGCUGAUCUCGACGCGCCAGCCGGAGGAGAUCCGUGGCGGCGGGCUGCUCAAGUACUGUAACCUGCUGGUGCGCAACUACGUCCCGGUGGACCCGCAGCGCAUCAAGACGCUCGAGCGGUACAUGUGCUCGCGGUUCUUCAUCGACUUCCCGGACAUUGGCCAGCAGCGCAGCAAGCUGGAGUCGUACUUGAAGAACCACUUCUUCGACGAGGGUGAGGAGCACCUGCAGCACCAGUACCUGAUGCAUUUAUUCGAGGUCGUCGAGCAGUCGACCGUAUGUCUGAUGGGACACGAGCGCCGCCAGACGCUCAUGCUGAUCGAUUCCCUUGCCAUGGAGAUCUUUUACCGCGAUCAGCAGCAGCAGCAUCAGCAGCAACAGCAGCAACAACAGUCAUCGGCCACCCUCACUCAGCAGCAACAGCAGCAGCAGCAACAGCACACCACGCUGCAGCUGCAGACGCAAAUGUCCCAUCUGUCGCUGUCUCCGCAGCAGCUCUCCCCCCAGUCGCCCACACUGAUGGCCCAUUCACCCAACCACCAUCAGCACCAGGCGCAAACACAGCAGCAGCAAUCGCAGCAGACAUCUCCACAGUGUGCGACGUCGGCACAGCAAGUACAACAGUCUCAGCAGUCGCAGCAGCAACAGACGCAACAACAGACGACUGCGAUCGCCCAGACCCAGGCCAUUGCACUGGCACCGCAACCGGGCCUGCUGUAUGCGAACGGUAUCUACUACGCUCCGCUCAUUCCCUACACCCAGUGCACGUGUAACAGCUGGAUAACGACGUGAUUAGUGAGCCCGCUGCUGGCGGUGGCAGGCCACAGUAGUAGCAUCAUCAGCAUUGCAGGCACCGACCUUUCGCCGGAAUUAACCGUCGAAACAUCACCAUCCACACCACCACCACCACCACCACCACCAACAUCAUCAUCAUCGUUAUCAUCAUCAUCCUAUCUUCCCGGUCCGUCGCAGUCCCCAGCGCUACUAGUUUCACCCUCAACAAGCGCAACGAUCACACAGGAAUGUCCUUUCACCGCCGGCUGCACGCUCGGGAGUCGCCUUUCGGCGCCCUACUUCUCAUCGCCGGCUUGCCUAGCAAGUGAUGCGGCACGAGGAUCCGGCAGACAGCAGCAACAGCCCAUCACAACCGCCACCCUUUCGAUUGUUCCGGUGGAUUUGCAGUCAUCGUCUCUGUCACCAGCCUCACCAACGGCAUCGUUGUCGUCGUCGUCGCCGUCAUCGCACCCAUCGUACGUGUACGCUGUCCCCGGCGAUCACUGCUACUACUACUAUCCCUGUCAACCAGAACUUCUGCUAGAGGAUGGUUCCGAGCGAUGAUCAUUCAAUACAUCAGUAAGCGGAGUCCUACGAGGCUGUGACUAAAACGAAGAAGAAUGUGGAAAACAGAGAUAGCAACGCAUGCCAAAAACGUAUGCAAAACAGCCACAGUUUUGGAUGUUUGUGAGUAGAAGCGGAUGAAAAAUGGUAGGGAAUCUUCAGAACGAUUUUUAACCUUCUCUGAUAGUCGAGCUCUGUCCCGUCUCGAGGGCACUAUACAGAUGGUCACGUUCGCAAUAACGAUUCACAAUGCGUGCUUGCAGUACUGCAACUGCGUCUUGGGCGCCACCGUUUUGCGCCACGACCCUAGUGCGUAGCGUUUAAUUGAUAAGACGCAAACCGACGGACAAGCAAACACAAAACAAUAUGGCGAUCGAAUUUUUAAUACUAUGCAACUAUCAAACAAAAUUUAAAAAAAAGCAUAAUAUCGAAGGUAAAAGCGGGGGACGACAAAAACAGGAACAAGAUGUAGACUUUGAACAAACCACCAACGCGAAGCGAAUCAUGCAUUGGCAUGUGCGGUGAAGUAAAAGGUAGUGAAGCGGUAGAUUAAAAAACAACAACACACAACAAACAAACUAGUAGUACAAGAAACAGGAAUGGGAAUUAUAUUGCGUAGCCUACGAAUUUGAAAUAUCUGUACGUUACAAACAAAAUAAGUGGAAAUAUAAAUUUGAAGUAUUUUAUGAAAAACGCGCACCACCACCAUAAGAAGCUAAAACAAAAUAAUUAGAAUAUCUCAAAAAUGAACGAAAUUAGCGCACACAUGUCUCGGGAUUGUUGCUAUCGAUUGGUUUGGUUUGUAGAAAUGGUGCAUUAUCAUCUGUUCUUGUGGCAUCUUCAGUUUGUUAUGCUCAUUUCAACACUCGGAAUCUCAUGUGGACCUGUGACUGUCAUUCGAGAGCUCGAGUGCUGUUUUUUUUGCUAAACAUACCAGUUUGUACAUGGUGACCGCUGAACAGAUCGCUGAACUAUCGCACCUGUUUACGUCAUUGUCCAAAGUAUCCUUACUUUGUGUGUGUGUUUUAAGGGGUUUCCCCACUUUCUAUUCUUGUGCGAAUCGUGCGGAGAAACGUGUUAGGUAAGGCAGAAGAAGGAAGGGCGUAAUCGGACACUGUGAUUUGGGAAGGGUGCGGGAGGAUAUUUGUGCGUCUGUUUGUACACCGCGCGAACGCGGCACAAUCGAACCGAGCAAACCACUUAACGAUAACAAGCAAUUCAUCCCACAGGCUCAUUGCGCGGGAACGUGUUCAUUUCGAUGUAACUUCGAUGGUGUUUGUUCAUGUUUGUGUGUGAGUGUGUGCGUAUACAUGGCUAUUUCCGGUGUGCUAGUCUUUUCUUUAAACAUGUAUGUUGUGACGUUUGCUGUCAUCGACCCCCACCAACUUACCCGUGGGGCGAUUGGCGAAGAUCAUUGCGAUCUCUGCUUGGUGUAUGGAAUAUCGUGCCAUUGUUUUCGGACUUUGAAGUAUGCAGUGAAAGCAGAGAAUAUUUCCGUACGGGACGUAACGCACCCAUAGCUAAUCAUUCGCGAUCGAUCGUACUCCGUUUUAUGUGUAAUUAAAAAUUACUACAGAGCCAAGCAAACAAACAGAAACCCACACCAGCGCAUAGAUCUGUGCAUGUACUUAUCAGAGACCGUUUUAUCCGCCCGUCUUUUGCAUUACCGAUCGCUGAAGCAUACGGGAGCAAAUGUUUCCACUUUUAACUGAUCCCGCCGGCUGAUGGCGAACAAAACGAGUGUCCAGCACCACAACCGGCAAAUGAUGCUGUAAAUAAUUGUAAAGAAAUCACGUACUGAAGACUGCUGUUUACGUAAGAACAAAAAAAAAACCCAAUACAUCACGUGGUGAAUGCAUUCAAGUGUGCGAUUGAUGGACACUAUGAUGUAUGACUGCUCUGGGUGAGUGUUCGCUCAAUUUUGGAUAUGUUUCAUCCUACUCUUUCUCUCCUUAUCGACGAGGCAGAGUAAAGCUGUUGUAAUUAAUUCAACAACAACAACAACAACAACAAAAACUACAAAAUGUACGAAAUGCGAAGGCCACAGGAUCUCACAAACGGUUUGCCGAAGCGUUACAGCGUCUACGGGAAAAGCGUCACUUAGAGAAAGGAGUCGUUCGACCUUUUAGCGCUUCCGUGGUUGUUGUGGAUGUUGGAACUAUCGGGGAUUCGGGAAGGAUACGAAAAACUGAGCACAGUCGCCAACACGAGCGACAGAAAACUACAGAUCAAUAGAUAUACAUAUAUUUUGGAUUGCAUGUUUGUUGAGGAAGCGCUAGGCUUCAUUUAUUUACCGGAGCGUCCAACAACCUUCCCUCUUCUACCGGGACAUAGAGGGAACGUGGGGUGGGUAGCUGUGGACGGAGAUGUACAUGGGAUGGUGUAGCAAAAAUGGUGUAGAUGGGGAAACAGAGAAGCUUAAAAAAUGAACGGUGAAAUGUGAAAAAGUUGUUCUGCAAAGUUGGCAAAAGAACAUAUGAGAAACGAGGAAAUGGAGAAAAGGAAGAUGAAUAAGAAGCAGAAGAAGCAGAAGAAGAGAAGAUGAGAUGUCAUAAGAGAGAUAAUAAAAGUAACAGAUGAUGUGUAAGAAGAAAAGCAAGAAGAAGUAAAAGAAGAAAAAUGUAGAAGAAGAACAUCAGGAUGAGAAACAAAACAAAAAAAAUCUAAUUACUGAGACAUGGCUGUGUUUAUUCCUCCUCACAAUUUGUUUUUAAGAUGCUAUAGAUACCAGCAAUGCGUAACGAAUGUUGAACGGAAAACGAGAGUGAAAUUCUGGCUUAGUAGUGUGAGCGUUUCUGCGGGAUAGAAGGAGUUUCGUGGUCGUUCGGUAGACAUGAAUCGAAAGCGGAAGUGGACGGAUAAGAAAAGGAGUGGUUUAAAACGCAGAAGAUAAGCAUUAAUAAUACACUGCGACACGAGAAACGUUCACGGAAGAUGCGCGAAGCAUGAUGCUACUGCUGAAAAGGGAGGAGAUCAAGAUACAAACAAACAAAACAAAACAAAAAAGGCACUAUUGUAAACGCAAGAAACCCGAUAGACUGUUGGGAUGUUGUAGGUGAUAACAUCGGCGAUAGGAGGAACACACACGACACUCAUUGUUAAUGCAUAUAUGCUUUUAAACUAAAUAUUUGUCCAAAUGUUAAUUGACUGAUGUGGCUCGUGACUUCCCGCACCCCGCUCCCCCUCUCCUGCGUGGGGGGGCUGAGCGCUAAAGAGACAAUGAAGGGACGGGAUGGGAGUGUGCUGUAUGGGUGUUAGAAAGAGGGGAUGAACACAUCAGCAGAUUGAAACGAGAUUUCAGAAGUGUUGCAAAAAAAAAUGCUGGUAAAUGUACGUAUUUUACUUAACAUGUUGAAAUGUUGGCACAUUCGGUUCACGAAAAAAGGGUCCGAAAACAUCAACAAGAGAGUUAAAGAUUUGCUGUGUAUGUGUGUAUGUAUAGGUAAAGAGCAGAAGAAAACAGUACAGUGGUAUGCGUAUACUAUUAGCCCGGAGUACGAUUGAAUAUGAAGUGCGUGUUGCUGCCGUGCCAGUUACACGAAGCGAGCAGCAAAACUCACAUCACACUUUCCAAUAGCGCCAUGUCGAGAUAGGAAGCAAAAAGUAAGAGUUAAAAAAAUGAAUGUUACAACAUACAAAACUAUAACGCUACGGUAACAGCAAUUAAAACUACAGAGAGAAAGCAAAAAACAACAACACAAAACAAAGAAACCUUGCAAAAAAAAA